This is a messenger RNA of Kwoniella shivajii, 4365 nucleotides long. RefSeq lists its product as uncharacterized. The record is from RefSeq and is a predicted model, not a curated record. Lineage: Eukaryota; Fungi; Basidiomycota; Tremellomycetes; Tremellales; Cryptococcaceae. The transcript has 3 exons. The coding region runs from base 1 to 4365 and encodes 1454 amino acids.
AUGCCAGUAUCCGGGUCGACACAUCCUUUAACCCCUGGACCAUUACCCACUCCUCCUAACCUGGGAGAUCACCAAAAAUCAUCGUCUUCACCGACAAGAACAGCGUCCGCAGCAACAACGGAAUUUGGUCUGAAUAGGCCUCCAACAUUACACUUCCCUUCACUUCAUCUUGGGUCCUUUGACACUCUUUCCAUCUCAAAUUCUCCGCAGCCUUUUUCACCAACGUCGUCAAAUCAUCAUUCGAACAGCUCGACAGGAAGUCCAUCUCGACGCGAAUUUGGAGGUGUCAUAGGAAGAAGUGGGGAAGCUGGACCAAGUAACAUCCGGGGAACCGAAGGUCAGACCGAAAAACAGGAAGAAGUCAGAGGCGAUACUCUAAGUGUGGAACCGACUCGUUCUGCAUCCCAUUCUUCACGUUCCUCGCAUCGUUUGCACAAAGGUCCCAUCCCACCUCCGUUACCACCACCCACCAUGGCGCUUCCCCCUCUCCCAACCAUAUCUCCCAUAUCUCCGUUCGGACCUUCCUCGUCAUCCUAUCUCUUAUCCCAAGGUCUUCAAUCCACAAUGUUCCAGCCACCGUCUUCUUCCUCUUCAUCGUCUUCCAACGCUCAACAGCAGCAACAAUUUAGCGAAGGGAGAAGAGAGCUGCCUACCAUUCCACCUCGAGCACGGCCGUUGGGUCAUUCAUUGACAAUACACGUACCGGGUUCUUUGGAUCCUUCCCCUACAGAUCAGGAGGGCAACCCGAUCCAUUCCCCGAUUUUGAAGCAUUCGCCGGGCAUUGCUAGACGGCGGACAGUAGUCGAAAAUACCAAUACUCAGCUGGGAUCGCCCGUAAGAGUGUCAGGCAUUGCUGGACGAGCAACACCACCAAGAGAUUCCUCGCCAACACGGGCUAAUCAAUCACCACCUGUUGAGAGAGGGUCAGUCAUUAUGCCUCAACCCAGACCGAGUCCUGCGAUAGACCAGAAGCGGACAUUGGAAAGCUCUGGAAGAUUGGAAAAGAAAAGAUCUACUGCUGACCUAAAAAACGUUUCCCCUACCUCGCCGACCACAAAAAGGUCUCUUCCUCGUCCACCAAAAAUCGAUACCACUCUUCCCAGGCAAGAGUCUAAUCCCGACAUCACCCAAAAUCUACUAUCGACAGCACCUAUUCAGACUGUUGUUCCAACGGAUGUAGCUAUUGCAAUCCGUUCUCGUCAGCAUCUGGGUCCAGCAACAGCAUCCAUAUUAGUUGAUCAGAGGCAGUCUACCCUCGCUCUACCUCACACUGCUCCAGUCCCUUCGUCGUCUUGGCCACCGCUGAAUAUAGCUCGCUCUCCGACAUCAUCUAAACCUCCUGUGAUCCCCCACGAUCCUGCUCCUAAACCUUCCAUCUACCAGAAGCACCAAGCAAAUAAAUCUGCCUCGUUUCUGCCUGUUGUAGCAGGUCUGGCGGACGCAGGACCUUUUGCCGGUGCAUUUGUAAAGCCUGUCCAAGCUGGACCUAACGGUGUCGGAUUAGGUCGACCAAGUGGGCAGAUGGCGGCGGGUCAGACUCGUGGAGUAAGUGGGAAGCCGCAAGAAGAAGUCUGUCUGGAAUGUAUGAUGAGGGAUAGGGACUUGGCAGAUGUCAUCGUUCAAGGUGAAGGAGUCUGGGAAAGGUCAAGUGAUGGAGAUUGGAAAGACCUCGAAUGGAGGGAAGAAGCCCUGUUGAAACCGACCAAUCCCUUGGAGGAUCGAUCAUCCUCAAUCAGAUCAAUAGGUGGAGCAGCGGACGAUUUUAGUGAUAACUCAGACUCGACUACUUUCAGUCCUCCCUCAACGGGUAACUCUGCCGAAGAUGCUCAACUCAGAAGGAAUAUAGACGAGAGGAGAAGAAGAAGAAGCGCUGUCAAGGCAAAGAAAAGGGAAGCAGAACGGAGAAUUGCGAGGGAAGUAGGAUGGAGGGGAUUCAAGUGGGAAGAAGGUGAAGCAGGCGAAGGUCUGCCGAGAGGGUUCAGAGGAACCAAAGGCGGUAAACUCACUGAGGAAGGGAUCAGAGCUGUCAUGGCCAAGUUUCCCUCCGCUUCAGCGCAUAGAUACCAAACUCUUCAGAUUUAUCUCAGACAACAGUGGUUCCUCGUGCAAGAGGUGAGAGCCGAAGCUCAAAAACUCGGCCGAUUCGCUUUUCCAGACGAGAUUAUGCCUUCAUCAUCGACUGCCUCGAGUCAUGAUGGGCAAUCAAUUCCUCGAGGUGCUCAAUCCAGCGCAUUGGGGUGGAGCAGGCAACGUAACUCAGACAUGAAUGGCCAGAUACGAGGUGUCUAUACACCUACCCGUAAUACUCCUCAGCUAUCUGUCGUUAGACCCAGUCCGUCCACUCCUGCCAAUCUCACCGCUUCGGCCCCGGCGCCCAGGACUCAAGUCUUGCAAAGGCCCCUCACCCAUUUCAUCCCCGACAGAGAACCAUCCCUUGGUGCGCCUCGGACCCCACUGUACAACUCCCCAAUGUCGGGUAGCACUCGAACCCGACACGGAAAACAAGGAUCGUCGCCUGGUUUGAUUGAACGCAGUCCACCUCCGACUGGGACAUACGAAGAGAGCAACGAAGAGCUUUGGUCACCUGACGAAGAAGGUGGUGCUAACCUUCGACCAUUCUCCUUUGCCGUCAGGGCUGGUGCAACUGCUGCCAGGGAUGGUGGAAGUGAUGGUCACGGUCGUAGAAGCCUUUGGGGCAGAUUCGGUGGAAGUGUUACAAGCUUGUUUGGAGGCAGUCAAAACGGAAGUGGCAGUAUGAUGGAUAUGCACUUGGGCCUCGAUAGCGAUAGACGUAAUCGGACCUCAUCAUACACCGUCAACCCUUAUCCAAGGGCGGUCUCUCUCGCUUCUCCUACUCGACCAUCCUUCUUCGGUCGAGAGUCACGUUCUUCAUCUGACGUCAACGUGGACAUGCCUAGAAUGUCUCGUGCUAUCAGUCAAUCCCGUCUAUCACAAAUGCGGCUUGAUGAUGAAGAAGAAGAAGAUGACGAGGACGACAAACCUAAGAAAAAGGGUAUCAAGGGAUUCUUUAAGAAAAUGAAGCCCAAGGGCGGACGUUCAAAAUCGAAGCCUGAGUUACUCGUCAAACAAGAAGAUGAUCUCAGACGUGAACAACCACAACCCGAUACACCACUUGCACCCCCUCCCCCCCUUUCAUACCUUGUAGGAAACCGUAAACACAGCCGAAACAGGAGCGGGUCCUCAUCCUCAGUGUUGACAGAUGGACAAGACUCUACUCAGGGUCGAAGGUAUUCCGGUUCCCUGCCAUAUGGUAUGCGAUCUGUUUCUGCUCCAAUGAAUGGUACAGCUUCUUCGUCCGGAGGAAGUUUGUCUGCUAGUCCGACAAGCUCUAAAUUCGCUACUUCAGGUCCUAAGAGAGAAAGCUACGCAUCUGCUCAAAGAAGGAGCUUGAACGUGAAUGAAAUGGGAGAACCAGAAUUCGAGAAGAGACAAUCGGGGAUGGAGAUGCUUUCAAAUUCUGGAAGUGGAAGAGGUGGAAUUUAUUCUUCACCUGAACCGCAAACCAUUUACGAUGAACCUUCAAGCAUAUAUAACAAAGCUGGAAUGGGUUAUCCAAAUCCUAAUUUCAGACCACAUAACAAAACUACGUCAAGUCUCAGUAAUUCAAGCGUUACCAUGGCGAUUGAAACUCCACCUCCAGCGAUGUAUAACCCGUCUUCCUUCUUCAAUCAACAGCAAGCCGUUAUACCUCCUCCAUCUGGUAUGGCAAAUACUGUUUCGAACCAUAAUACACCGAUCGUGAAAUCUCCUUCCGGGCCGUUGUCUCCUAACAGGUUCAAGAACUUGCCUCCUCUGCCACCUGGGAAAGACCAACCUUCGAUGGGGAUCACAUCCUCUCCUGAUUCGUUUGCGGCCGCUUUCCCUGAUCAGGAAAUCAAUCUGACCGGAACUGUACACGAUCCUAGAUAUCUCUCUUCAAAGGGACAAACACAGCCCCCUUCAACGAAGAACAUGAUAGAUUUCUCAACGCCUAUUGGGUCACCUGCUUCGGGAAGAUAUCAACCAUCUCCAAGGAAUCAACAGCAACAACAGUAUGGUUAUCCCCAACCACAAUCUCAGCCUCAGCUUCAUGUCAACACGAAUCUUCAAUCAUAUCAACAACAUCAACAGCAACAACAGCAAUAUCCUUCAGCUCAUGCAAGAGCUCUUGCGACUGGUAGAGCAUCAUUUGAUCAGCCUUCUCCUAGAGCAAGAAUGGGUACUGCCAAUGAAAGGAAUGUCAAAACAAUGUACGGUCAACCAAUGAUGGAAAAUAUGGAUGGAGGAUAUCUCAAAGACGAAAGUAAGAAGAAAAAGGGGUUUAAAGGUUUCUUUGGUGGAAACAAAGCUGGCAGAAUGGCUUAA